CUUAUAUAAAAAUACUGGCUCGUUAAUGACUCAGUAACAGUUCUGAGUCUCUGUGUUUCUUUCUUCUCUCGAGUAUUCACCAAAGGUUUCGUUUUAUAGUACAAAUGGGUUGUGGAAACAUCUGUGGUGGAGGUCAAAGUUGAAUUUUUAGAGUCGCAGUUUGGUUUAACCAGAGAGAUCUCUAGGAAAGAUGAUCAUUGAAAGAGCUCGAGUUCCGUUGAGGCGAUGGCAACAAGCUGCGGUGGCGAUGGGAUCUGCUAUCGGUGCGUUGGUAGAUCCUCGUAGAGCGGAUCUGAUCGCAGCUCUUGGUGAAACCACCGGUAAACCAGCUUUUGAAAUGGUUCUUGAGAGGAUGAAGAAGAGCGAAGAAGGAAGAGCUAUAUUAUUGGAGCGUCCUCGUGUUGUGUCAGAGCAAGUAGGUCAUGCUUGGGAUCUACCAGACAACACAUUUGGAGCUGCAUAUGCUAAAUUCAUGGGAUCUAGAAACUUCUCUCCCGAUGAUCGUCCGCCAGUAAGAUUCAUGGAGACUGAUGAAUUAGCUUACGUAGCGACGCGGGCGCGUGAAGUGCAUGACUUAUGGCACACUCUGUUUGGCCUUCCUACGAAUCUUAUCGGCGAGUCGGCUUUGAAAGUUAUAGAGUUCGAGCAGAUGUAUCUACCAAUGUGUAUGCUUUCUGUAAUUGGAGGCACUGUGAGGUUCAACGAGAAGCAGAGAUCAAUGUUCUUGAAACAUUACUUUCCAUGGGCUGUUCGAGCAGGAAGACAAUGCACUGACCUCAUGUGUGUGUACUAUGAGCGUCACUUUAACGAAGACUUAGAGCAAGUUCGAAGAAAAUGGGGAAUCAUCCCAGCUCCUCAACAUCCUAAAUGAUAGAUUUACGAUGCUUAGUGUUUACACUUUUGGUUAUGAAACUUGUCUAAACAUGAAUUACGAGUAGAUUCUGCUACAUGAGACUUUAAACAGCUCAAAGUUAAAAGAAAAUUAUAAUUUUGUUUUCUUCAUAAA
This is a messenger RNA of Capsella rubella, 1006 nucleotides long. Its product is annotated as ubiquinone biosynthesis protein COQ4 homolog, mitochondrial. The record is from RefSeq and is a predicted model, not a curated record. Gene Ontology annotation, cellular component: mitochondrial inner membrane. The transcript has 3 exons. The coding region runs from base 191 to 871 and encodes 226 amino acids. NCBI's taxonomy places the organism in Eukaryota, Viridiplantae, Streptophyta, Magnoliopsida, Brassicales, Brassicaceae. Gene Ontology annotation, biological process: ubiquinone biosynthetic process.